Messenger RNA from Trichomonas vaginalis G3, 552 nucleotides. RefSeq lists its product as uncharacterized. Bases 1 to 552 code for a protein of 183 amino acids. The transcript has a single exon. The record is from RefSeq and is a predicted model, not a curated record. NCBI's taxonomy places the organism in Eukaryota, Parabasalia, Trichomonadida, Trichomonadidae.
AUGUUUCCACUCCAACUCGCCAUCUCAAAGUUUCUACAGAAAGGUUGGCCAGACAUUGCAUUCUUAGUUGGCCAUCACAGUCUAUAUCAACUUCCAGUUUCUGUUUUUAAUGUAGAUACUGGAACACUUGAAAAAGACUAUACAACAACUGAUCUCUAUUCUAUUGUAGAUCAGAUAUCUCUUGAUUUCAAUAUCGAAAAAGACAGAAUUGUUAACUAUUUUAGUCGUACAAAGUAUGCUUCAUUAUCAAAGCAAGUUUUCUAUAGGAUUGAUUUUGGCUUACAACAGAUUGCAAGAGGUGUAGGUCUUUCAGCUACUGUAAUGAAAGUUGUAAAAGCAAAUGGUAUUUAUACCGUCAAUUGUCGAUAUGUUGGUGUUGAAGGAUUACUUCAACCAGCUAAGUUUGCUAGACCGGGAGAUUUAGUUCCAAAUACAGAUGCGAGAAUUAUCGUGCCAGAUUACCAACCUCUAACCUCCGAACAAAUUAUCCAGGUUUAUAAUAUGCUGUACAAAAAGAUUGAAGAUCAGUUCAAUGCUUACAAGGCCAUAUAA